CCGCAGACGCAUUUCUCUCCAGAGCCCCCCCUCUCCGGUUUUCACUCUCUCUCACCCUGUCUAACUCCCUCCAUCUCUCUCCCACUCUCUCCUUUACACACUCUCAGUAUUGUCAACAAAGCUGGAGAACAAGGGACGUUGGGGGGAAACAGGGGAAUGAAGGUCCACAGAGGAGGAGAGUGACACGCAGGACACCCCCGCAUCAUUUCACCUGGACGCUCGGAGCAAGGAUUGGAGGAUUGAAGGAGGCAGAAAGGAGCCAAGGUGACAGUAAACAGGGCGAACGCACACAGGACGGGAUUUGCUUUUAUUUCUUCUUCAUGGUGGUUCGGACGCUCGUAGUAUGUAUGAGAAGUUAACCAUGCUGAACCUGCAGAGCGGCUCGAACUGGAGCGGGCCCAACAACUGGUACCAUGACCCCACCGGCGUUCAGACGCAGCACAGCACAGUGUCUGAGGGCUGUCUGCUGGACACGGAGGGCAGCAUGGGGGGUGAGGCCGGGGGAGGAGGAGCGGGCCGAGGGGGAGGAGUGCCCGUGGAGCGGGACGAGGGCGAGGAGUCUCAGCUGAGGCUGCAGCUCAAGAGGAAGCUGCAGAGGAACAGGACCAGCUUCACACAGGAGCAGAUCGAGGCUUUGGAGAAAGAGUUUGAAAGGACACAUUAUCCAGAUGUGUUUGCGAGGGAGAGACUGGCGAACAAGAUUGAUUUACCUGAGGCCAGGAUACAGGUGUGGUUUUCAAACCGAAGAGCCAAGUGGAGGAGGGAGGAGAAGCUGCGUAACCAAAGGAGGUCAGGCGGCGUGACUUCUUGUUCGCAGAGCCAGGCCCCUCUGAGCACUUCGUUCAACACAUCUGUGUAUCAUCAGCAGCACGGCAGCAGUUCAGGGUCCAUGUUGAGUCAGGCUGAGUCGUCCCUGCCCAGCUACAGCUCGCUGUCAGUUUUCUCAUCUGGAGUCCAGUCGAUUCCUCCUCAGUCGGCCUCCUCCUACUCCUGCAUGUUACCUCCAUCCCCCUCUGCACCUCGCAGCUUUGACUCCUCGGCGUACUCCUCCCCUCACCUGCAGACUCCGCCCUCCGCCAACUCCAACACAGGGCUCAUAUCGCCUGGAGUGUCAGUGCCAGUCCAGGUCCCAGGAACCGAGCCGCAGAGCAUGAGUCAGAACCUGGGUCAAUACUGGGCCAGAUUACAGUGAGCAACAGAUAAUCGCUGCCAGCCGGCGUAUUUAAAGAAGAAGGGGAAAAAAAGGGCAUGUGAAAAAAAAAAGAGUCAAGAAAACAGGUUUUAAGGAAGCACAGGGCUGAGCUACAGAGGGGCCUCGAUGGGUUGCAGAGCCCGAAAUGCAUUAAAUGUUUACAAAUCCAGCCAAGAGCAGCUUUGGUUGCACUUAACAGUACUCUGGUCAUACUGGUGUUGUCUUAGUAUUAUCAGGUCGCACUUUUGUUUUCUUCCUUUGGAUAGUGUGUUAAUCAUAGGGCUACAGUCAGGAUUAGGAAUAGGAUCCCUCUGAGAUGUGUUUAGGAUUAAAAUAGGAUUAGAAUCAGGCUGGAGUCAGGGUUUGAUAUCUGUGGGGAUGCAGCAAGUGGAACUUUUUCAUCAUGUAUAGUUGAGAAUUAGCAUUGAACCCUUUGUAAUUUAUUGUGCCACACAUUUUGGCUAUUAGUUGUAUAAAUUUAGUGAUUUAAAAAUCAAAAAGCACAGGAAUUGACUGGAUAUGUGUUUGCCUAAACAUCAAAACUACAGUAAGGGAUGUUUUGAGUUUCACAUUUUUUAAAACAUAUUUUACAGACGUUUUGGCUGUUAUUUUUAGAAUUUUCAUAAUUCAAAAACCCAAAAAACACACCCAAAUACAAGGAAAUGGACUGAAUGCAUGUCUGCUUAAAUGAGAAAACUCUAGUGGAGUUUCAGUUCUUUUUUAAUACAAAUUUUACAUACUUUUAGGCUUUUAUUUUUUUAAGUUUAAAUUUGAAACCCAACAACAACAAAAAAAAACUGGAUGAAAGACUGGAUACACGUCUGAGUCAACAUCAGAUUCGAGUAAGUGAAGUUUUGAAUUCAAUUUUUUUCCCACAAAUUUUACACAUAUGUUGACUUUUAUUUUUAGAAAUUUAAGUUAAAAUAUCAAAUAAUGGGAUAAAAAAACUGGAUAUUUUUCUGUCUAAACACCAAAACUCUAGUAAGGGAGUUUCAGUUUUUUUUUACUAUAAAUUUUUUACACAUUUUGCUUUUAUUUUUCUCAGUUUUAUGAUUCAAAAGCAAAGAAACCCCAUUGAAAAUAGGAAAAAAGACAGGAUACAUGUCUGUCUAAACAUCAGAACUCUAGUAGGUGAAAUUUUGAGUUUCAAUUCAUUCUUUUUUUUAAUUGACAUUUUAUCAAAGAUGUGAUAGAAGACUGUUGAUUACCUUCAGUCUCUCCCAAGUUAUUAUUAGACAUAAAUUAUAAACAGCUUCAUUAACUGCAGCUUUGAAAUUUUCAAAUGUCAAAAGUGAUUCUGUAGUACUGAGCGAAUGCCAGCAGAUGCCAGGUGUAUUGUGAAGUGUAACCACAGUUUCUUGUUACUUGAGCAGCUCAAUGAUAUUGUGAUAGCUAGCCUGUUCCCUGAGCAAAAGCUGUGUGAAGCUACUGUGAAGAUUUUAGACUUGCUUAUGGCAAUCACUUGUACUAAAACUAAAAAAAAACAACAAAAAACACACCAUAAAAAGUGUAAAUCCUGCCUCUCCUGCCAGCAACGUUACACUCAGACUGCAUAUUUUUGUACAGACAUCUGUGUAUGAUGAAGAAAACUGUGGAAUAUUGUCAGAUGUUACAGGAGGGAAGAAUGUAGCACGCUGUGGACUCAAAUCAUCCUGAAAGCACAAGAUUAAUUUGCCAGAGUAAAUUGUUAGGGAUGCUCCGUGAAACAUAAAAUUAAUAUAAAUAUUAAGAAAAUGUCACAGAUUUACAGGUGUUAGAAAAAAAAUCAUGUUUUUUUAAAGGUUUUCUCUUUAUUUUGUAUAUAUGUGGACAUCAUUUUUUUACUAGUUAAUCAAAAAAACAAGUAAUUGCACAGCAGAAUUAGCAGUGAUACAUACUUGGAUGGGCGGGGUAUCUUUAUUUUAUUUUAUUUUGUACAUCACUAAUGACACAUAUCCAUCAGCCGGUGACAAUCAAGCAUCAUUACAGCAAAACAAAGCUGCCUUCAAAACGUCAAAUGCAAAACACUGGACAGAAAAUGACAAUCAAAGCUGGCGGUGGAGCAAAUCUAAAAGGAUAAACUGUGAAAUUACUGCAGCACUACAGCAGCAAAUGGCUUUAUCAACUGUGCAUGACCAAAAACAAGCCACUCUAGACAAUCAGCUACUCGCAGAAAACGAAGCAAGUAUUGUACAAAAGCUGUACUUUGCAGAGUUUGGAUCUCUGCUCACUUUUCCUCUGACUGUUGGUUCCGUUGAUGCAUCUCAUAAGAAAAUGUCUUUCAGCUCUUAUUUAUUUGUCUUUUCACUCGUUCACGAGUCCUUUGUGUUGUUUUGGUUGUUGUCGCGUGUUGUGUUAGUACUGUAUAGCUACCAAGAGUCAACCCUUUUGUGAAGGCCUUGGAUCCCUUUAAUGAAAAUAAAACUGUGUGUAAUGAAUAUGAAUGAA
This is a messenger RNA of Amphiprion ocellaris (clown anemonefish), 3619 nucleotides long. It is a transcript of the gene pax10, whose product is annotated as paired box 10. Gene Ontology annotation, biological process: anatomical structure development; regulation of transcription by RNA polymerase II. Gene Ontology annotation, molecular function: DNA-binding transcription factor activity, RNA polymerase II-specific; RNA polymerase II cis-regulatory region sequence-specific DNA binding. The transcript has 8 exons. Lineage: Eukaryota; Metazoa; Chordata; Actinopteri; Pomacentridae. The record is from RefSeq and is a predicted model, not a curated record. Bases 344 to 1192 code for a protein of 282 amino acids.